AGCUACGCUGCUAAUAUUACUGAUUAAGUUAUACUUCAAGUUCAUCCUCCAUCACCCAACUAGUGAUUACUCGAGAGAGCGGUUUGCCACGUGUACAUAGCGCCACAAAACGUUCAAGUUGCAGGAAUUUUCCUACUACAGAAACCGCCGUCGAUCUCCAUAUUGGACGGCCGGCGCCCCAUAACUAGUACGCACAUUAGCGCCGGCGGCCGCCGUCCCACCAUGGACCACAACUAAGGAGGGUAUGGGAACAAAUGCUGAGUAAUGUGCAGCCGCAGACAGCUGGCAUAAGUUCUUGUGGUCCACGUGGACCCCGCUUAUCGGGAAAGUUCAGACGAGCCGUAGGAACGGACUCCGUGAAAAUGACGAGACAAAAUAAAAUUCACGGUCCACGUGUACGGCUGUCAUUAAGCCUUCACGUUGUGUACUUUGUUGUCCACUGUCACGUUUGCCUAUAUUCUGUUUCUUUUCAGUUAAAAAGCCGUUAAUCGCGCCGAUUUCCCCCUCGGAAUGGCUUUCUCUCUUGUCAUGAAUCCCGACGGACAGGUUAAUCGAACCGAAAACUUUUGUUUCAUCUAUCAUUCCAUUCCUUUCUUUACCGUGAAGAGAUGGAUCGUGUUCCUGUCUAGCUAGCUUCAUAACUGUAAGCAUAGAUUUGGAACUUCACGUUUUGCUAUGCUAGCUGUAGGAGCUAAGCUAGAGCACUGCUAAGAUCCAAGAACUCUCACGUUUUGCUAUUGCAUACCAUCAUAAACUAACUUUUACUAAGACUAGAUCGUUCACUCAUAAUUCAAAUGUUCUAUAAACCCACACUAAACCCCACUUGACUUUGGUAUUAUUAUAGUUGAAGUUUUCAUCAAUUGAUGUAUUUAGAAAUAUGAAGAUAAAGACCUGGGGAGACGAGGAGAGAGAGAAAGAAAGAGACGAAGGAAGGAAGUAAGUUGGAGAGAAGUCGCCUUCCUCUCAUUGCUUCAAUACUCCACCUUUAUGCAACCCCACACCUUAUUCAUCCAAUACAUCCAUUACAUACACAUAUACAUCAUAAAUAUAUUCCCAUUUUAUAAUCUGCCCAAACCUAUAUGUAUAAAAUCCUUCCAAGAACAACUUUCUUUUCUUGUAUUAACUUAAUGCCACUUUCCUUCAUCUUCCUUCCAUGUGUUCUGUUAGCUUAUAUAUAAGUAACUCCAAACCUCAACAACAACACCCCCACAACACACGCACAUAACUUGCCCAUUCACCCACCUCCAUCUUCGUCCCCCCUCUCCUCAUAUACCUUCUGUACAUACAUGUAACAAUUUCACACAGAAUCACAAAAAGGAGAUUCAUACAUCUAAGAAAACCAGAAAGGGGGAAGAAAAGGUAUGAGUUGUUUGUUCUUGAACUGCAAUUCUGUUCUGGGUUCUUCUUUACGUGUCAUUUCUCUGCAUACCUUACUAAAUUGUGUCUCAAUUCAUAAACCGAUUUGAUAAUUUCUGCUGAUGUUUCAGAAAGUUCGAAACCUUGACAGAAAUGCCAGGGCUAGCCAUCAUGGGUGGUUCAGAAGAAGUACCAAAUGGUGGCCACAGCAGCAACAACAACAACAAUGGCGACUUCUCUCCAAACAAGGCAAUUCUCGGCUUCAGCCAGCAGCAGAAGUCGCCAAGGAGCACGUUGAGCCAACGCAGCAGCGACUCUAUUGACCUAGCCAUGGACGGGGUGAUCGACACUUCAAUAGAGCAGCUGUAUCACAAUGUCUGCGAGAUGCAGUGCUCUGACCCUUCCCCUUCAAGAGGGAGCUUCUUGUCCUAUGGCGAAGAAUCGAGGAUCGAUUCAGAACUCUGCCACCUCAUCGGGAUUCCAAACAUGAAGGAGAUCACAAAAGAGGUCGUUGUUGUGACAGAGAAGAACACAGAAGAAGAACAAGAACGAGAAGAGAUCAUCAGAAAAGUCAACAAUGUGGCUGUUGACGAGAAUCACAAUUCAGGCAAGGAGAGGAGAAUCUAUAAUCAGCAAACAGAAUCUUCCAGGAAGAAAAGAGCUUUCCUUAGAAAGCCACCUCCAAAUGGAACUAGUCCUUUUCGCAGCCCAAGGAGACUUGCUACAUCUGUUGCUGAAAAUGUUGCAGCUAAUAAUGGGCCUUUGUUGCUCAAACAAGCAAGAGACAUGAUUUCCUCAGGCGAGAACCCGAGGCGGGCUCUCGUGUAUGCCCUGAAAGCAGCAAAGUCGUUCGAAUCAUCUUCAAACGAGACACCAAAUUUGGAACAUGUCAUGUCGCUCCACGUUCUAGCAGCCAUCCACUGCAGCUUGGGGAACUACAACGAGGGAAUCCCGGUUCUGGAGAAGUCAAUCCAAAUCCCGGCCAUUGAUUUGGGGCUGGACCACGCUCUGGCCAAGUUUGCCGGCUGCAUGCAGUUGGGUGACACCUAUGCAAUGCUGGGCCAGGUAGAGAACUCGAUCCUCUGCUACACUGCUGGAUUGGAGAUUCAGAAGCAAUCCUUGGGGGACAAGGAUCCACGUGUUGGUGAGACGUGUAGGUAUCUCGCCGAGGCUCACGUUCAAGCAUUGCAGUUCGAUGAGGCUGCCAACGUAUGCCAGAUGGCGCUCGACAUUCACAGAGGGCCAGAGGAGGAAGCAGCGGAUAGGAAGUUGAUGGGGCUGAUCUGCGAGGCGAGGGGAGAUUAUGAAUCUGCCCUCGAGCAUUAUGUUCUAGCAAGCAUGUCUAUGGCUGCGAAUGGACGGGAAGUGGAAGUAGCUUCAGUGGAUUGCAGCAUUGGUGACGCGUACUUGUCGCUGUCGCGCUACGACGAGGCUGUGUUCGCAUAUCAGAAGGCGCUCGCCACGUUCAAAUUGAAGAAAGGAGAGAGCAGCACCUCAGUGGCAUCCGUUCUGGUGAAGCUGGGUAACUUGUACAACAAGAUAGGUAAGUUUAAGGAGUCGAAGACUCAAUGUCAGAAUGCUCUCAAGAUUUACGAGAUUAGGCCUAACUACCAUCAAGUGGAGGAGGUGGCGAGUGGUUUCAUCGACAUUGCAGCCAUUUACCAGUCGAUGGACGAGCUUGAUCAGGCAAUUAGGCUGCUCAGAAAGGCACUGAAGGUGUAUGGAGAUGAUGUGCCGGGACAGCAGAGUACUGUGGCUGGGAUCGAAGCUCAGAUUGGUGUUAUGCAUUACAUGAUGGGGGAGUUCUCUGAGUCGUAUAACUCGUUCAAAAGCGCUGUUUCGAAGAUGAGGGCGAGCGGGGAGAAGAAGUCUGCCAUGUUUGGGAUUGCUUUGAACCAGAUGGGGUUGGCUUGUGUACAACGUUAUGCGAUCAACGAGGCAGCUGAGCUGUUCGAGGAGGCGAGGGGAGUUUUGGAGAAGGAGUAUGGUGCUUAUCAUGCUGACACUUUGGCUGUCUACAGCAAUCUGGCUGGAACUUAUGAUGCUAUGGGAAGGUUGGAUGAUGCAAUUGAGAUUCUAGACCAAGUUGUUAGAAUGAGGGAGCAGAAGCUUGGAACAGCUAAUCCAGAAGUGGUGGACGAGAAGCGACGGCUGGCUGAGCUGCUGAAGGAAGCAGGAAGGGCAAGGAAUAGGAAGUCAAUAGCUCUGUUAAGCUUCCUUGACACUGAAGUUCAGAGUAAGAAGAAUGAAGGCAUUGAGGUAGCUUAAAAGAAAAAUGUAUGGAGAAAUGUGUAUAUAUGUAUACAAAUACAAAAUGGUUCCUGUUAUGUGUAACAUAUUUUCUUUGUAAAGAGAGAGAAAGAGAGCUAAUUGGAAUUACAGCCUUGGUUCUAGUGCUGUUUGGUGGUGUGCUGAUUUUUGGCCCAUUGGUUAAUUGUAAUUCUUUUGUUGAAUAAAGGAUGAAGCAUUUAUUAACGUUGGGAGAUCAUUUUCAGUUUGAUGGUGAACACCAAACUGCAGCCAUUACAGCUGAAUUUUAGUUGAUACUUGAAGCUUUCUUUUAGUCUAUAACAAAACUGUUCUGAAUGCAACUUAGGAUCUGAAUUUUGUACUUCCCAAUGCACUGCGGUUUUGCUUGGAAGGAUAGGUAAGAGGCCUGAACUAGAAAAUACAAUCUCCUUGGGGUUCACAAAAGAAGAAAAAAAGUAAAAUACCAGGUACCGAAAAGUAAGACAUUGAAACUUGUGGUACCUGAAUUUGCAAGGUUCCUAUAGUUGUUGCCUUGUAAUCCAAGUCACGGAGCAGUAAGUUGAAGAGUCAAAAGUUAUCACUUUGGUUUUCACUUAGCUUUCUGAGGAGUCCAAAUCAAGUAAGGAUUCCCUGAAAAUCUGGGUUGCUAUUUUGAUUAGUUUCUUGGUCCCUUUUCCCCAGAUCCAAAGCAAAAAGUAAAAACCAUAUAUAAAAGAAAAAAAAGGAUGCCCAGCUCCUGAAGCAAAGAGUUUAAGCUCUGCUGAAUUAUGUACAAUGAGGUCAACGUUUCACCACCAGCAAUGAAACGUCACAAUACAG
This is a messenger RNA of Linum trigynum, 4425 nucleotides long. The record is from the annotation of a GenBank genome assembly. NCBI's taxonomy places the organism in Eukaryota, Viridiplantae, Streptophyta, Magnoliopsida, Malpighiales, Linaceae.